Plasmodium cynomolgi strain B is the source of this 372-nucleotide messenger RNA. RefSeq lists its product as hypothetical. The record is from RefSeq and is a predicted model, not a curated record. The transcript has a single exon. The coding region runs from base 1 to 372 and encodes 123 amino acids. NCBI's taxonomy places the organism in Eukaryota, Apicomplexa, Aconoidasida, Haemosporida, Plasmodiidae.
AUGAAUUUUUUCGGGAGCAUUUUCUCUGACGAUCAUGAUGACAGCUUGGGUUAUGGCGACAGUAGGAAAGGUGUCGGAGGUGCUACUUUAAACGGCCAGGACGAAAAUAUUUUGCACCUCGUUCUGAGCCACCGCACUUCGAGUGUGCUGCACGAGCAGGAUGGGCGCGCGGUGAGUGGCGUGAGCAGCGGCGUAGCCAACCGUGGGGACAGUGCACCCAAUAGCCACAACGACACAGCGUUCACAACAAACCUAGGGGACCCAAAAAUAAUUCAGAUGUGCAUCCACCAGUUGCUCAUUUACGAAAAGGCAAAAGUAAAAAAGGGGAAAGCGAAGAAGAGGCCAUUAUACAGAUAUGAUAAAUUGGUCUAA